AUGUCUGACACUGCAAUUGCUGACUUUGGCCUGAUUGGCCUUGCUGUUAUGGGACAAAACCUUAUUUUGAACGUUGCUGAUCAUGGCUUUACAGUAGUUGCUUACAACAGAACUGUAGAGAAAGUCGAUCGCUUUUUAGCGAAUGAAGCCAAGGGUAAAAGUGUAAUCGGCGCACGCUCGGUCGAGGAACUUUGCCGUAAGCUUAAGAAACCACGAAAAAUCAUGCUUUUGGUAAAAGCUGGUCAAGCCGUCGACGAUUUCAUCGAACAAAUCAUUCCUCAUAUUGAAUCGGGUGACAUCAUCAUCGAUGGUGGUAAUUCUCACUUUCCCGAUAGCAUCCGACGUUCCAAAUAUCUGGAACAGAAAGGCUUCUCGUUUAUUGGAUGUGGUGUUUCGGGUGGUGAGGAUGGUGCUCGUUAUGGACCUUCUCUUAUGCCUGGCGGUUCUCCUGCUGCGUGGCCACACGUGAAACCAAUCUUCCAAGCUAUUUGUGCCAAAGCUGAUAAUGAACCUUGCUGCGACUGGGUUGGUGAGACUGGCGCAGGACAUUACGUCAAAAUGGUCCAUAAUGGUAUCGAAUAUGGUGAUAUGCAGCUCAUAUGUGAAGCUUAUCACAUUAUGAAAGAGGGUCUUCACCUCGGGGCCGAUGAGAUUGCAAACGCGUUUGCGGGAUGGAAUGAGGGCGACUUGAACUCGUUUUUGAUUGAGAUCACAAGAGACAUUAUGAGGUUCAAGGAUUCUGAUGGAACUCCAUUAGUUGAAAAAAUCAAGGAUACAGCUGGACAGAAAGGUACAGGCAAGUGGACAGCUAUAUCCGCUCUUGAUCUCGGGGUACCUGUAACACUUAUCGGUGAGGCUGUCUUUGCACGGACGCUUUCUUCUCUCAAAAACGAACGUGUUCGUGCAAGCGAGAUCUUAUCGGGACCUGCAAGCAGCGGACACCAAAUCGUUGAUAAGAAUGAAUUUGUCAAGAAACUCGGCCAGGCUCUAUAUGCUUCCAAACUUGUCUCAUAUGCUCAAGGGUUUAUGCUAAUGCGUGAGGCAGCAAAGGAAUAUAACUGGAACUUGAAUAACGCCGGUAUCGCUUUAAUGUGGAGAGGUGGUUGUAUCAUUCGAAGCGCUUUUCUUGGAAAAAUCAAGGAAGCCUACACAAACAACCCAGCUCUUGAGAACCUUUUGUUUGAUCCAUUUUUCAAGAAUGCCAUUGACAACGCCCAGUCUUCAUGGCGUUAUGUAAUUUCCCAAGCCAUUGUAAUGGGUAUUCCUAUACCCGCAUUCUCAACAGCUUUGGCCUUCUAUGACGGCUAUAGACACGCCAGACUUCCUGCCAACUUAUUACAAGCUCAAAGAGACUAUUUCGGUGCCCAUACAUUCAGAUAUCUUGACGAAUACACUGACGACAAACAUCCGAAAGACCGUGAUGUCCAUAUCAAUUGGACUGGACAUGGUGGUAACGUGAGUGCCUCAACUUACCUUGCCUAG
Paraglomus occultum is the source of this 1482-nucleotide messenger RNA. NCBI's taxonomy places the organism in Eukaryota, Fungi, Glomeromycota, Glomeromycetes, Paraglomerales, Paraglomeraceae. The record is from the annotation of a GenBank genome assembly.